AAAACGCCGACAUGUGCAGGGUCAGAAGUUGCGUGCUUCUAAAGGUUAUUCGCGUGGUGGGAUGAGGUUUUGUGGCAUCUUGCUCAUUUGAGCAACCCAUGAUAUAUAGGGGGCACAAUGAAAAUGUAUUGUAACUACAGGGUCAAUUUGAAAUUAACUCAAAUUAAUUUCUUGGAAUCAGCCCAUCUUCACCUGCACUUUCUUGCAAUUGGGUCCUUCCCAUUUUCUCUUUCUUCUUUGUCUGUCUGCUUCUGUACUCUGCUCUGCUCCUUUGCUGUUCUGUCAGUCUAUUAUCUAUGGCGGACGACGGCGAGGGGUACGCAGCGGAGGAGGCCAAGAAGAGAUGCCGGCGCGUUAUCGACAGCAUAGGGAGGUUGCCAUCAUCGACCCCUGAUUCCUGCAAGCGCACCCUCCUCCGAUUGGCCCAGGCCGAGCUCUCCUUCCUCUCUCGCCGGCCAUCUCCUUCUUCGUCUUCCUCCUCCACAGCUCCUCUCAGCAUCAAUAUCGGGCAUUUGGAGGCUAUCCUUCACAUUCUCUGGCAGCCAUUCAUAAACGGAGUCUCUCGCGUCUGCAAGCCGAUUACUGGAUCCCCUGCGACCAAAGGGGACAGAAGCAGCAAUUCGGGUUCGAAAACUGCAUAUGCUGACAUAGUGUGUAUUGUUAAAGGGAAGCCGGUUUGGAUCAUCGUUUCCGAUCGGAACCCCAAGUAUGUGUCCUGGGACGGAUGUAGUAGACAUAAGGGAUUGAAAUCAAAGAUUGAACAAGUUUUAGCAGCAGCCCAAUCAUCACUCACGCUUAGACCUUCAUCGGUCGUUCUGUUCUUUUCAAAGGGCGUCGAUGGUCGUAUUCUUGAGGAGAUCGAGCAUCAGUUUGGCGCUUCCAAGUUUGAGAUGGGGAUUCCUGAUUUUGAUUUCGCCGAGGAGCGGGAUGGUGAGUGGAUAAACAUAGUCAUGAGGUCGUUUCAGGAAUCAGUUGCGCUUGAAAUAAAAGUUGAUGAGUUUGAAUAUGCUGCCUUGGCUUCGGAGUCUGGAGUUAGGUGCUCGACGUUGGGUUCUGAAGCAACAGAAGUUUCUGAAGAGAGAUCUAGUUCUGAUGCCUUCGCCGCUCUAAUAUCCGGAUUGAAGCCAUCAGUUGAAAUGAAUGAAAUGGAAAUUGCUUUAUCUGAUGAUCUGCAAGGUGGAGGCAAGCUUAUAAAUUUUGACACUACUGCUCUGGUUGCUCUUGUAUCGGAAAUUAGUAAUGACGGUGCAGAAAAGAUUUUGUCUAAGUCAAACGAUGAGCUGAGGCAACGGUUUAAGGGCAACGUGGAUUUCGUGAUUGAACAGGCGAAGUCUCAGCUUCAGAACCCGAUUCAUGUGGAGCUGGGCUUGGCAAUGUCUAUGAAAAGAGGCAUGAUAUGUGAAACCGUUCUUUCGGAGUUCAAAGAGUUAGUAUCCAUGUGCGGAGGGCCCAGAGAAAAGUUGAGAGCCGAUCAGUUAGUGAAACGCCUCAUCGUCGUGCCGGAUCAUCCUUCAGAUCGGAUAGCGAACCUUCCGACCACCAGAAAGCUUGACCAUAAGAACAAGAUUGUCUUUGGCACAGGCGAUUACUGGCACGCUCCCACUUUGACUGCAAAUAUGGCUUUUGUGAGAGCAGUUUCGCAGACUGGGAUGUCUCUGUAUACCAUUAGCCACCGACCUCGAGCUUUAACCGGGGACUGAGCCGUGUUGUCAGAAAUUUAGCUUCUGUUUGAUUCUUAAAAUCUCGGGUAAUGUUCUGGUUUCUGUUUCCUUUUUUUUUAUAAAAACGAUGAUCAGAAAGAAAUGCUGUUGUGAAUUUGUAGAGAUGUAGAAAAACAAAUCAAAUAGAUUUCUUCACACACGGUGAAAAUAUUCAUCAUUUUACGUCUAAUGAGUACAAGCAGGGAGCAAAAUGAACUGAAAAGAAUGAAGUCGAAAGAAUGCGCUGAUGAAGCAGUGGCAUACGCGGAACUAAACUUUAAAGCUUAGAACUGAAGCUACACUUGUUGGCUUUGAUGCUGAUCUGGCUGUUGGUACUUAAGCUAUCGACCACCAAUGAACACUUUCCCAGGACCCUUAUCUUCCUCAGCUUCCAUGUUCCGAGCUCGAUUCUGACCGGCGCAUCGACCUUAAGGUCCAGAGGGAUAUUUCCUGUCUGCUGCUGCUGCUGCAGGGCGGACAGUAUGGUGCUUCCAGAUGCUCUCUGACCAGUUAAGGCCAUGUCGAGCUUCGUUACAUUUCUGUGGCCCUGAUAGAACUUCGGGAGUUGCCCGUCACAUAGGCUAUCAACAGAAUACUGCGGAUGCUUCGGCUUGAAGACAAGGAAGAUAACCCCGAUGGCAACUCCAAUGAGGAUCAGUAAAACGAUGAUGAUGCUGAUGGUCCAGCAGAAGCAUCUGCAGCAGCAGCUUCUCUUUCUCGGUGGGCUGGAGAAGACCAAAGGGACGGCCCGUGGAGGUGGGGCACGGGGAUGGAUGGAAUUCCCUUUCUCCAAGGUUGACGAAGAGCCAGGCUCCACUAGAGGUGCUGUAGGCUUAGAACGGAAGUCUGCAGCAGGAUGGAUCCUCUGGGCUUCUGCCAUUUCUGUGCUGGUUUUCCCUGAAGUUCGGCAAGGGAAGUUCCGAAGCGCGUAAAUGCAAUAUCUUGUUCAUGUAAGUCGAGGUUGCUCGUUUCGGUUUUGAAAGUAAUGUAUAAUUUUAAUGGGAGUGGGUCGAUUGCUAUAUAAACUGAGGGGGUUCUACGUAUC
Messenger RNA from Punica granatum (pomegranate), 2745 nucleotides. Lineage: Eukaryota; Viridiplantae; Streptophyta; Magnoliopsida; Myrtales; Lythraceae. The record is from RefSeq and is a predicted model, not a curated record.